ACUCCUCCCCCUCUAUUCCUGCCCGGUGGUUUGGUCCGACCCAAUUCUACUGACAGGAGAGACAAACCGCGUCGGCGCAGAAAGCUGUUGGGGGGGUGGGGGGGAGGAACAUGGCGCAAGCUCUGUCUGAAGAGGAGUUUCAGCGGAUGCAGGCUCAGCUACUAGAACUCCGGACAAACAACUACCAGCUUUCAGAUGAACUACGCAAGAAUGGUGUUGAACUCACCAGUCUUCGACAGAAGGUUGCCUACCUGGAUAAGGAGUUCAGCAAAGCUCAGAAGGCACUGAGCAAGAGCAAGAAAGCUCAGGAAGUCGAGGGGCUGCUGAGUGAAAAUGAGAUGCUUCAGGCAAAGCUGCAUAGCCAGGAGGAGGACUUCCGCUUGCAGAACAGCACGCUUAUGGCCGAGUUCAGCAAGCUCUGCAGCCAGAUGGAACAGCUGGAGCGGGAGAACCAGCAACUGAAGGCUGGGGCUGCCAGGGCAGGGGCUGCCCAAGCUGGGAGCCUUGUGGAUGGGGAGCUACUGAGACUGCAGGCGGAGAACACAGCCUUGCAGAAGAACGUGGCAGCCCUGCAGGAGCGCUAUGGGAAAGAGGCUGGCAGGUCCCCAGCUGCCUGUGAGGGUGAAGGGGACCCCCCAGGGGUCUCAACUUCCCCUAUCAUGGCCCCCAUGCCAUUGGCAGAAGUGGAGCUGAAAUGGGAAAUGGAGAAGGAAGAAAAGAGAUUGCUCUGGGAGCAACUGCAAGGCUUGGAGACCUUGAAGCAGGCUGAAACAUCCAGGCUGCAGGAAGAACUUGCUAAGCUCUCCGAGAAACUGAAAAAGAAACAAGAAAGUUUUUGCCGUCUGCAGACAGAAAAGGAGACACUAUUCAAUGACAGCCGGAACAAGAUUGAGGAGUUACAACAGCGGAAGGAGGCUGAUCUCAAAGCCCAGUUGGCUCGAACUCAAAAGCUGCAGCAGGAACUCGAGGCUGCCAAUCAGAGCUUGGCAGAGCUGAGAGAUCAGCGGCAAGGGGAGCGCCUGGAGCAUGCAGCAGCUCUGCGAGCCCUACAGGAUCAGGUGUCCCUUCAGAGUGCAGAUGCGCAGGAACAAGUGGAAGGACUUUUGACUGAGAAUAAUGCUCUGAGAACUAGCCUGGCUGCCCUGGAGCAGAUCCAAACAGCAAAGACCCAAGAACUGAAUAUGCUCCGGGAACAAACUGCUGGACUGACAGCUGAGUUGCAGCAGCGGCAGACUCAGUAUGAGGACCUCAUGGGACAGAAAGAUGACCUGAACUGCCAGCUCCAGGAGUCAUCGCGGGCCAAUAGUCGGCUGCUGGAACAACUCCAGGAACUUGGGCAGGAGAAGGAGCAAUUGAUCCAGGAACUACAGGAGGCUCGGAAGAGUGCUGAGAAGCGGAAGGCCAUGUUGGAUGAGCUGGCCAUGGAGACACUGCAGGAGAAAUCCCAGCACAAGGAAGAGCUGGGAGCAGUGCGACUACGGCAUGAGAAGGAGGUGCUGGGAGUGCGGGCCCGCUACGAGCGUGAGCUCCGUGAGCUGCACGAAGACAAGAAGCGGCAGGAGGAGGAGCUGCGUGGGCAGAUCCGUGAGGAGAAGGCUCGAACGCGGGAACUGGAGACUCUUCAGCAGACAGUAGAAGAACUUCAAGCUCAGGUACACUCUAUGGAUGGAGCCAAGGGCUGGUUUGAACGGCGCUUGAAGGAGGCUGAGGAAUCUCUGCAGCAGCAGCAGCAGGAACAAGAGGAAGCCCUCAGGCAGUGUCGGGAGCAGCACGCCAGUGAGCUGAAGAGCAAGGAGGAGGAGCUACAGGGUGUGCAGGAGCAGCUCCGACAGGCCCAGGAGGAGCGGGACUGUCACCUGAAGACCAUCAACAGCCUGAAGCAGGAAGUGAAGGACACAGUGGAUGGGCAGCGAAUCCUGGAAAAGAAGGGUAGUGCUGCGCUCAAGGACCUCAAACGGCAGCUGCACCUAGAGCGGAAACGGGCAGAUAAGCUGCAGGAGCGGCUGCAAGACAUCCUAACGAACAGCAAGAGCCGCUCAGGGCUCGAGGAGUUGGUUCUCUCAGAGAUGAACUCACCAAGCCGGACCCAGACUGGGGACAGCAGUAGCGUCUCCUCCUUCAGCUACCGCGAGAUCUUGCGGGAGAAGGAGAGCUCAACUGUUCCAGCGAGGUCCUUAUCCAGCAGCCCUCAGGCCCAGCCCCCACGGCCAGCAGAGCUGUCAGAUGAGGAAGUGGCUGAGCUCUUUCAGCGCCUGGCAGAGAUGCAGCAGGAGAAAUGGAUGCUGGAGGAGAAGGUGAAGCACCUGGAGGUGAGCAGUGCAUCCAUGGCAGAGGACCUCUGCCGGAAGAGUGCCAUCAUUGAGACCUACGUCAUGGACAGCCGGAUUGAUGGUUCCACCUCGGGAAAUUUUCAUUCUCUGGAUGCAUAACCUUUUUAGGGUCCUUCCCUCCUCCCUGCUCUUCCUCCCCUCUCCUCCUUUCUCCUCUUCCUUCCCCCACCCCCAUAUUUGUUUCUUUUGUCCCUUUCUUUCAGACCUUCUCCUCUGCCUGUUUUAUUAAACCUUAAUCAGAACAAUACCACUUGACACGUGCUGAGAGCUGACUGUGUUGCACACAGUCAUAGGCAUUUUUGCAUGUGUUAGUUCUUAUUCUGAUUUCUCAGGGCUGCACAGCUAGUAAAUGAAACCAGGGUUUCACAUGGCAAAGCCUCUGCCCCUCCAUUAGGUUUCUCCACCCAUUCUUCUCCCCCACUCCCUGUUUCCCUCUUUCCUUUUCUGUCUCUGUCCAUCUUGGCCAAGGGGGUGGUUCUUAGCUUGGGUCCUUGCAGAUGUAUCUGUGGCAGCAGGCCACACAGACCGCAGCGGGCUGGGCAGCGUCCUGAGAGACCUAGUGAAGCCAGGUGAUGAGAACCUUCGGGAGAUGAACAAGAAGCUACAGAACAUGCUGGAAGAGCAGUUGACCAAGAAUAUG
Messenger RNA from Dama dama (fallow deer), 2970 nucleotides. RefSeq names its product GRIP1 associated protein 1 (gene GRIPAP1). The transcript has 25 exons. Bases 111 to 2429 code for a protein of 772 amino acids. Lineage: Eukaryota; Metazoa; Chordata; Mammalia; Artiodactyla; Cervidae. The record is from RefSeq and is a predicted model, not a curated record. Gene Ontology annotation, cellular component: glutamatergic synapse; extrinsic component of postsynaptic early endosome membrane; postsynaptic recycling endosome. Gene Ontology annotation, biological process: regulation of recycling endosome localization within postsynapse; regulation of neurotransmitter receptor transport, endosome to postsynaptic membrane; regulation of modification of synaptic structure.